Aplosporella prunicola CBS 121167 is the source of this 1008-nucleotide messenger RNA. RefSeq lists its product as uncharacterized. Gene Ontology annotation, biological process: alcohol metabolic process. The transcript has 2 exons. Bases 1 to 1008 code for a protein of 335 amino acids. NCBI's taxonomy places the organism in Eukaryota, Fungi, Ascomycota, Dothideomycetes, Botryosphaeriales, Aplosporellaceae. The record is from RefSeq and is a predicted model, not a curated record. Gene Ontology annotation, molecular function: alcohol dehydrogenase (NADP+) activity; zinc ion binding.
AUGCCUUCCUUCACCGUCCUCAAGGGCUCCUCCUCCGGUGCCAUCACCAAGGCCACCACGACGCGCCCCGAACUUAUCGGCGACCAGGUCUACCUCCGCGUCACUGCCUCGGGUCUCUGCGGCACUGACCUGCACUUCCGCCAGGCCGACAUGGCCCUUGGCCACGAGGGUGUUGGUGUCGUCGAGUCCGUUGGCCCCGCUGUCAAGACGCUCAAGGUCGGCGACCGCGUCGGCUGGGGCUACAACCACGACUGCUGCAGCAACUGCGAGCUGUGCCUGACUGGCCACGACAUCUACUGCUCCCAGCGCGCUCUGUACGGCUACGCCGACCUUGACCAGGGCUCCUUCGCCGAGGGCGCCGUCUGGCGCGAGGCCUUCCUCUUCAAGGUCCCCGAUAGCAUGUCCGACGCGAACGCCGCGCCGCUCAUGUGCGGUGGUGCUACGGUCUACUCGUGCUUUGACCUGUACGGCCUGGCCCCUACCGCUCGCAUCGGCAUCCUCGGCAUCGGUGGCCUGGGCCACUUGGCCAUCCAGUUCGCGGCCAAGCGCGGCAGCGACGUUGUCGUUUUCUCCGGCACUGACUCGAAGCGCGAGGAGGCCAUGGCCCUCGGCGCCAACGAGUUCUACGCCACCAAGGGCCUCAGCGAGCUCAACAUUGGCAAGCAGCUCGACGCGCUGCUCGUGUGCACGUCGGCCCACAUCGACUGGAACACGUACUUCCCCAUCAUGGCGCCCAACUCGAUCCUGUUCCCGCUGUCGGUAGAGUCGGGCAACCUCGUCGUGCCGUACAUGCCCCUGCUGGCCGGUGGCAUCCGCAUCCAGGGCACCAUCGUCGCCAACCGCGCCGUCCACCGCCGCAUGCUCGACUUCGCCGCCCGCCACCAGAUCAAGCCCAUGAUCCAGCAAUACCCCAUGACGGUGCAGGGUGUCGAGGACGCCAUGGCUGCGCUCGACGCCGGCAAGGUCCGCUACCGUGCCGUGCUUAUCCCCGAGGCCAACAAGGCCUAA